Corythoichthys intestinalis (scribbled pipefish) is the source of this 2369-nucleotide messenger RNA. RefSeq names its product DnaJ (Hsp40) homolog, subfamily C, member 7 (gene dnajc7). The coding region runs from base 159 to 1640 and encodes 493 amino acids. Lineage: Eukaryota; Metazoa; Chordata; Actinopteri; Syngnathiformes; Syngnathidae. Gene Ontology annotation, molecular function: protein binding. The record is from RefSeq and is a predicted model, not a curated record. The transcript is spliced from 14 exons.
CAAAUGAACAACAUGGACAUAAAGCAUAAACCUUAUGCUUCAUAUUUUCAUAAGUAAUGGCCAUGUUGUUUAUUUUUCCAAAGUACAGUACUUUCUGUUUGCGAUUACGUCACUUUAACUGCAGCAUUUGACUCCGCCCCCUCCACUCUCAUGUCAAAAUGGCGGCGGAGAGGUACGAUACGGUGAACAUGGACCCCGACAUCGAACUCCUCAGCGACGACGAACUGGAGCGGGAAGCAGAUGGCUACAAGGAGCAAGGCAACGCAUUCUACAUCCAGAAGGAUUACGCGGAAGCUUUUAAUUACUAUACCAAGGCCAUCGAUAUGUGUCCAAAGAACGCCAGUUACUACGGCAACCGAGCGGCCACGCUGAUGAUGCUGUGUCGGUACCGCGAGGCUUUGGAGGAUUCCCAGCAAGCCGUGCGGCUGGAUAACUCCUUCAUGAAGGGGCACCUGCGAGAGGGGAAGUGCCACCUGUCUCUCGGGAACGCCAUGGCGGCCUCGCGCUGCUUCCAGAAGGUUCUGGAGCUGGAGCCUGACAACGGUCAAGCCCAGCAGGAGCUCAAGUGCGCCGAAUCCAUUCUGGAGUACGAGCGGAUGGCAGAGAUUGGCUUUGACAAGCGAGACUACCGCAUGGUGGUUUUCUGCAUGGACCGAGCCCUGGAGUCAGCUUCGGCCUGCCAUCGCUUCAAGAUACUGAAAGCCGAGUGCUUAGCUCUGCUGGGACGAUACCCUGAGGCUCAGUCCGUGGCCAGUGACAUCUUAAGAAUGGACUCCACCAACGCAGACGCACUGUACGUGCGCGGCCUUUGCCUGUACUACGAGGACUGCAUCGACAAGGCGGUCCAGUUCUUCGUUCAGGCCCUGCGCAUGGCUCCGGACCACGAGAAAGCGCGGCUCGCUUGUAGGAACGCCAAAGCGCUAAAGGCUAAGAAAGAGGAAGGCAACAAGGCCUUUAAAGAAGGCAACUUUGACGCUGCCUACGUCCUUUACUCUGAAGCGCUGACAAUAGAUCCCAACAACAUCAAGACAAAUGCCAAGCUGUACUGUAACAGAGCCACUGUCGGCUCCAAGCUGAAGAAAGUAGAACAGGCCAUCGAAGACUGCACGAAGGCCAUCAAGCUGGACGAGAGCUACAUCAAGGCCUACUUGCGACGAGCGCAAUGCUGCAUGGAGACGGAGCAGUACGAAGAGGCGGUUCGCGACUACGAGAAGGUUUACCAGACAGAGAAGACCAAAGAGCACAAGCAGCUGCUAAAACAUGCACAGCUGGAGCUGAAGAAAAGCAAGCGAAAAGACUACUACAAGGUACUUGGCGUGGACAAGAACGCCAGCGAGGAGGAGAUCAAGAAGGCGUACCGCAAACGGGCGCUCUUACAUCACCCAGAUCGGCACAGCAGCGCUACCGCGGAAGUGCAAAAGGAAGAGGAAAAGAAAUUCAAGGAGGUCGGCGAGGCCUUCAGCGUGCUAUCGGACCCCAAGAAAAAGUCGCGCUACGAUAGCGGGCAGGACCUGGAGGACGAGGGCAUGAACAUGGGCGAUUUCGACGCCAACAAUAUUUUCAAGGCGUUCUUCGGCGGUCCCGGAGGUUUUAGUUUUGAAGCAUCAGGACCGGGAAAUUUCUUCUUCCAGUUCGGUUAAACAGUCUGCUUUCCCGCCGGUCCGGCGCUACGUCAGGACGCGCGCCGCCGCCGCUCCCCCCGUUACCUGCCGUCUGUAUCCUCCAGCAGAUGCGGGUCGCCGUCAUCCACGCCAUAGACUCGAUGCAGCCACACUUUAAGACGCACACACACAGCAAGCCAACACAAAAUAGCCGUACAUGGAAGACCUUUUGAAGUGAACGUCGUGCAGCUACUCUUUUUAGGGGGUCCACGCAGGAAGUCGAAGACCGCUUCCCGCCCUGCAUGAAACCGCCAUUUUCUUAUUUGAAGUAUCUCAUAGGGGCGGUGGAGAAACGGCGUCCUCGCCAACGGGAGCACGUGUCUGUCGUGUGUAUAAAAAUCGCAUUUUUUAUAUUUGACGUUGCCAUCCACAGAUUGCUGCGUUGCACAUGUGACUGGAAUGUAUCACGUUGAUAUGUGAUUUUUUUGUUUUGUCAUUUUGAUAUUUAUUGUUUUGUUUUUUGUUUUGUUUUUUGCUGCCAGUCACAUCAUGUUAUCCAAGCAAAAACACAAAGAAGGUAUCAUUUUCCCACUGUCAAAAUGCAACACAAUGAACAGAAGUGGAGCAUAUUUCAAAUCUCGUUUAUGAAAAUUGGGUCCAGGCAUACUUCCUAGAGAAAUUGACAAAAUCCAGGUCGUCUUCAACUUGAACCUCAUUGUCAUUUUGGUGAAAUCAAACGUGUCAAUAAAGUUGAGGCCUCCCCCUGCC